Molecule: messenger RNA, 1189 nt
Organism: Penaeus vannamei (Pacific white shrimp)
Lineage: Eukaryota; Metazoa; Arthropoda; Malacostraca; Decapoda; Penaeidae
Product: mannan endo-1,4-beta-mannosidase-like
Source: RefSeq, a predicted model, not a curated record
ACAGCAGUAGCGACCAUGCCUUCGUGGAGGAUCUACCUGACGCUCGCCCUCGCAGUGGGGACCGCGGCCGCCGCCAGGCUCAAGGUGUCCGGCAAAGACCUGACCUACAACGGACAGAAGGUGUUCCUGAACGGCUGCAACAUCGCCUGGCACAACUACGGCUACGACUUCGGCAACGGCGGCUACGACGGCACUCUGGAGCAGUGGCUGCGGGAGAUCGGCGGGUCGGGAGGAAACUCCAUCCGGGUGUGGGUGCACGUGGAGGGCUACAGCACGCCGCGCUGGGACAGCAACGGCUACGUCACACAGUGCGACCAAAGCGGGACCUUCGAGGCGGACGUGAAGAAGCUCCUGGACGCGGCUCAGGCGGCCGACGUCCUGGUGGUCCUCGUGCUGUGGAACGGAGCCUACCUGACCAACCAGGCGGCCGUCAACCUCAUCUGGGACGACGCCAAGCUCGACGCCUACAUCAACAACUGCCUCAACAGUCUGGUGACGCAGGUCAAGGGCCACCCAGCGCUGGGGGCCUUCGAGGUGGUCAACGAACCCGAGGGAUCCAUCUUGGUCUCGAGCGAUUCCGAACCCUGCUACGACACGACCACCAUCGGGCAGAGCGGCGCUGGCUGGACCGGCCUCUACAUCCCCAUGGAACGGUACCUGAGGUUCAUCGGGCGGCAGACGGCCAUCGACCCUGAGGUUCUGAUCACACUUGGAUCGUGGGGCCAGUUCGCCCAGAGCGACGCCUUCUCCAACACCCACAACCACUACACCGACGAAUGCCUGAACAAGGCCGCGGGAGGAAGCAACGCCCAUCUGGACUUCUUCCAGAUACACGCCUACGACUGGGGGGAUCCUGGAGCCCAACGCGCCUUCACGGUGGACGCCGAUGCCUACGGCCUCGGAAAGCCCGUCGUGUUGGGAGAGUACGCGUCCGUUUGCGGUGCCGGGACUUCGCUGCCCGACCUGUACUCGUAUGCCUACGAGCACGGAUACAGCGGAGGAUGGAGCUGGCACUACGUGGCCACCGGCGAGUGUUCGGACACGAGGCAGCAGCAGCAGGAGGCCCUGAAGACCCUGAAGGACCGAAGCGACCACGGCCUCGUCUCCUUCCCCGUCGGCUGAGGCGCCCGCCCUCCACGCCCGCGCCCACGUCUCGAAUGUGUAGACCAAUAAAGCAGCAGCACUUGAA